AUGGGUAAUUCUGUUCAGCACAAAAGAAGAAAUCCAGCAAAUUGUUUAGGUUGUAUGGGAUAAGAUAAUGAGGGUUUUGAUUUGAAUGAACUUCAAAUAGGACUAGAUGUAGAUAAGGCUAGAGGUUUUUUGGAGUAUAUAAUAUUUAGGUAGAAUCACCUAACAAUCAACUGCUUACUUGACUGAAAAUGAAAAGAACUUUUUUAAAGCAGCAUCAGGUAGAAAUUUAGGUUUGAUACGCUUUUACCUCAGUAAAGGAAUCAACAUAAACAUAUUGGAUGAGGAUCGAACAUCACCAUUGUAGAUAUUGACAUAAUCUUAAUAGACACAUAGCUUGUAGAUAUGGUUCAAUAUAGGUUGUUGAAGAACUCAUUAAUAACAAUGCUAAUUUAGACAUUACUGAUAUGGCAGGCUGGACUCGUAUGUUAUAUAUCAAUUAAUUUAAGCAUUACAUGUGGCAGCAUUUUAUUAAAGAGCUUAAGUUUGUUAAUUACUAUUGAAAUCAGGAGCUGAUUUUAGAACAAGAAAUCGUGAUGGGAAUUUAGCUUAAGAUUUAGUGAGAGAUAAAAUGACAUCAGAAAUAUUCAAACAAUCAUAAGAUUAAUUAUAACAUAAUAGUGAAAGAUAAGCUAAGAAAUAUGAUCCAGCUUAACGUCAAUAUGAAGAAUACUUUUAAUUACUUAAAUUAAAACGAUAGUAUAUAAGAAAAUUAUUAAAAAUAGAAAAAAUAAUGAAUGCAGCAGUUUCUGUGAAAAAGUAUCACAAAGUAAAAUGGUUAGUCCUAAUUCUACUCCAAAAAAGUCUAAAUUGAGUGAGAAAGAAAACUUAGGCAUUUAAGAAUCUUUAUCAAAAUCUAAUAUCUCAGAGUAAGAAUAAAAAGAAGUAAUUGAUUUUAAUAAAGAACUUGGAUCAAAAAUAAAUAGGAAUUUAAUUUCUCCUUGCAAUUCAAUUCCUCGAUUCUUUGAUGAUAUGGUACUUAAUUAUUAUAGAUUAUUAAGGUUUCGUUAGGUUAAUUAGUUUUAUGGUAAAAUAAAUCUAGAGAGAGAACUACUUUCACUGAUUAGGUAAAAUUCAUUAAACAUGAUUAUAAUACAGAGAAUCUUGCUAUAGAUUUAUUUAAUCAUUCAUACUUUAUGGGAAUAUCAUAUAUGAUUUCUACUUAAAUUAUUAGACCUACUCCUUAAUCAAUUAUCAAUUGGUUAUUUAAUAAUAUUGAAUAAAAAAAUAAGAUCUAAAUAUCUAAGUAAAUCUUUAUUUAAUGAUUUAUAGAUUAUUGACAAAUUUGAAUUUGUAAGAAUAAUAUUAAAUUUUAAAAUUGUUUGUGGAUAGAGUUGUUAUAAAUCAAAAUUUAAUUAAUUCCUUACAUAAUUUAUUUAAUAAAUUAUUAAUUUAAAAUGAUCCAUAUUUACUUGAUAUUUUAGUGAAAGAAUUUAGUAGAAGAUAUUAUGAAUUGAAUUUCAAUUCUAAAAGUUAAUCAUUUCCCUUUAAAUCUGAAGAUUCUUUACAUAUGUUUUGUUUUGCACUUGUAAUACUUGAUAUAGAAAGUACAAAAUAUGAUAAAGAUAAUGCAUUCAAAAACUUUUUUUAGAACAUUUAAACCAUUAAUAAUGGUGAUAAUUUUAACUCUAAAUUCAUUUCUGAAAUAAUUGAAUAAUUAUAAUCUAAACCUAUUGUAAAUUUAUUGGAUUAAUCAAUUGAUGAAUUAUUAAGUACUAAAUUAAGCACAUAUUGUAAUCCUAUAAAUUUAAUUAAACAAAAACAAGUAUUAUAUUUGAUAUUAUUUAGACUCACAAUGUUAAUUGGAAAUUAUAUUCAAUAGGUGAUGCAUAUCUACUAACUUCUGAUGGAUAUUUAAAGAUAUUUGAGAAAUCUAAUAGUUAAAUACAAAAAUAGAAUAAUGAAAUACUAAUAACAGGAAAAUAGAACAAAUAGUUGUUGUAUGUUAUAUGCAAAGAUGAAUAAACAUUUAUAUUUAAAUAGAGAAACAUGAAGUUUAAACUAACAAAUUUAAAUGAUACUUUUUGA
Molecule: messenger RNA, 2025 nt
Organism: Paramecium pentaurelia
Lineage: Eukaryota; Ciliophora; Oligohymenophorea; Peniculida; Parameciidae
Source: the annotation of a GenBank genome assembly